Messenger RNA from Dipodomys ordii (Ord's kangaroo rat), 1153 nucleotides. RefSeq names its product family with sequence similarity 26, member F (gene Calhm6). Lineage: Eukaryota; Metazoa; Chordata; Mammalia; Rodentia; Heteromyidae. The transcript has 3 exons. Gene Ontology annotation, molecular function: monoatomic cation channel activity. The record is from RefSeq and is a predicted model, not a curated record.
GGGGGAGAGAGGUCUUCAGGGCCUUGGCCUUUGGAAAUGGGUGGGUGCUGGGGGUGUCUGCUGAUUUAGUUAAAAUGGGAAAUCGAAAGCUCUGAGGGCCCCCAGAAGGCCUCCUCUUCCCUUUUCAAAAGCUACUUGAGAGCAAACUGGAAAGUCCCAACCCCAAAGGCCCCCCAAGCCCUCUGACAAGAAGGGCAGCGAAGAGGCAAGAACUUCGGGGCCUUUUCCAGGUAAUCGACCCCAUGGAGAUGUUGAAGGCAGUGCUGGACCUGUACCUGAAGCACGACAGCGCACUGACCUAUGGCCUGGUGACCCUGCUCACGGCGGGUGGGGAGAAAAUCUUCUCGGCGGUGGUGUUCCAGUGCCCGUGCAACGCCACGUGGAACCUUCCCUAGGGCCUGGUGUUCCUGCUGAUGCCCGCGCUGGCGUUCUUCCUGCUGGGCUACAUGCUGAGCGCGCGCCUCAGCGCGGCCGCUGCGCUCGCGCCGCUCACCUGGAUCGCCGUGGCGCUGCUGGGCGGCUCCUUCUACCAGUGCGCCGCCAGCGGCAGCGCCUGGAUCGCGCAGCGCCUGUGCGCGAACCUCAGCGCCACCUGCGCGGAGCAGCUGCCGCUGGUACCCUGCAGCCAGGACGACGCCGCGAAGCUGAGCCUCCAGAGACAGCUCAGGGCGCAAUCUCAGGUGCUUGGCUGGGUCCUGAUAGCAGCUGUUAUUAUCUUCCUUCUGAUUUUUCUAUCUAUCCCCCGAUGCCUGUCGCCGGUUAGUUUUCUGCAGCUGAAAUUCUGGAAAAUCUAUUUGGAAAAGGAACAGCAGUUCUUGAAAAGUCAAGCGAUGGAGCAUGCAACUGAACUGGCAAAAGAAAACACUAGAUGUUUCUUUGAGUGUUCCCACCCAAAGAAAUACAAUACCCCAAGCACAAAAGCUUGGCAGCAGAUUUCAUUACUGUAUACUUUCAAUCCCAAGUACCAGUACUAUAGCAUGUUGCACAAAUACGUGAACAGACAAGAGGAUAGUAGCAAAUUCAGUGAUGGAGACACAGUGAUCGGUGUCCUUAACUUUGUAGAUUCCUCUGUUAUAAACAGUUCUGUUUUAUGAACUUAGAAAUGAAUAGAAAACGCGUUUUGAGUUAUUGCUUCAUUAAAAAUAUGUUAUUU